Molecule: messenger RNA, 4624 nt
Organism: Pelobates fuscus (common spadefoot toad)
Lineage: Eukaryota; Metazoa; Chordata; Amphibia; Anura; Pelobatidae
Gene: NELL2
Product: neural EGFL like 2
Exons: 20
Coding region: 639-3086 (815 amino acids)
Cellular component (GO): cytoplasm
Molecular function (GO): protein kinase C binding; calcium ion binding; heparin binding
Source: RefSeq, a predicted model, not a curated record
CCACAGGUAAAACCUUACUGAGCGAUAAUAACAUUGUUACCUUGCCCACACCCUGUCCCCUUUAAUCUGUAGGCACACAGAGCUAGGGGAUGCCCAGCACCAGCUAUAAGUCAUGCUAUUGCCCACCCCCUGUCAAUCAUCAGCCUACACAACCUGUAAGCUCCCCUGCUGAGCAGCCAAAUGCUGUGUGCAUAAUGCUGUGAUCGGAUGCUGUAUGGACCAAUUGUGCAGACCCUGGAAGAAUAGGCACAGGGGAGGCUCGAUCCUUCCCCCUUCUCCUCUGUAUCCCUGGAGUAGCAAUUAGUGUUUGUGUUACAUUGUAUCUCACACAGGGUGGAAUAGCCAUUGUCUCAGUAACAGGUUCUGCUGCUGAUGCUGGUGGUCAUUGUGCUGGUCCUGCUGUUGGAUUAAGGUCAGGCUGUGGAUGCUCUGCACUUAUUGGGCAGCCCUGUGUUCCUCCUCUCUGCUGGAGCUGCCUGCUCAGGAAUGAUGCUAGCUUUGGGGAAUCCAAGUUGCUUGCUCAUCUGCUGGCUGUCAGUGUUAAACUAGGUGGUGGGAGACAGGCAUCUUCCCAGCACAUCACAGGAGCUUUCACUGAAGGCACAGACCUGGGAUUAUGGACUAAGAGCCUCAGCGCCAUGGAGUUAAUAUUGGGAAUAUUCUGCAUUAUUGCCUCUUUCACACCAGUUCCAGGAUUUGGUGUGGACCCCUCCCUGCAGAUUGAUAUCCUGGAAGAACUCCAACUGGGAGAGGCUACCACCCCAGGAGUGCAGCAGGUCCAAGGACUGCAUAACAGGAGCAGAGCCUAUCUCUUCCAAGAUGCUGCAAGAAGUUUAAAAGCUGCCCCAGGCACGGCAGAAACAUUAUUUCAGAAAUUGAGAAAUAAACAUGAAUUUACCAUUUUGGUGACUUUGAAGCAGACGGCUCUGAAUUCUGGUGUAAUUCUUUCAAUUCAUCACUCAGAUCAUCGGUAUCUGGAACUCGAAAGUAGUGGGCAUCGAAAUGAAGUCCGAUUGCAUUAUCGUUCAGGAAGCCAUCAUUCCCACACAGAAGUUUUUCCCUACAUACUGGCCGACGGCAAAUGGCAUCGCUUGUCUUUGGCCAUCAGUGCGUCUCAUUUGGUGUUACACGUAGACUGUAACAAGAUUUAUGAAAGGAUUGUGGAAAAGCCAUAUAUGGAUGUACCAUCAGACACAACUUUAUGGGUUGGCCAAAGAAAUAAUGCGCAUGGAUUUUUUAAGGGAAUAAUGCAAGAUCUACAAAUUGUUGUCAUGCCACAAGGAUUUAUCUCUCAGUGUCCUGAUCUUAAUCGCACCUGCCCGACGUGCAAUGACUUUCAUGGACUUGUUCAGAAAAUAAUGGAGUUACAAGACAUUCUAGCAAAGACAUCAGCAAAGCUGUCAAGAGCUGAGCAGAGAAUGACUAGACUGGAUCAAUGCUACUGUGAAAGGUCUUGCACUGUAAAGGGCAAUAUCUAUCGAGAAUUGGAAUCCUGGGCGGACGGCUGUAAGAAGUGUACAUGCAUGAAUGGAACCGUUCAGUGCGAAACGCAAAUCUGCCCUGUUAUCAAUUGCCCAGACAACGCAGCACCUGCCUACGUUCCUGGAAAAUGCUGUAAAGAAUGCCAACCUGUUUGCGUAUAUCAAGGCCAGUUGUAUUUUGAAGGGGAACGUGCGGCAGUAUAUUCUGGUACAGGAAUGUGCGUACUGUUCCAAUGCAAGGGUAAUAAAAUGCAACGAGCAGAGACCGAGACCUGUGCUCCCCUCAACUGUCCACAGUCACAUCAAAUAUCCCUGAGGAACAGCUGUUGCAAAGUUUGCAAAGGUCAUGACUUCUGCUCAGAAGGUCACUACUGUAUGGAAUAUUCAACCUGCAAAAACCUUGAUGAUGGAUCUGUUUGCAUCUGUCGAGAUGGUUUCAGGGAACUCCGCGAGGAUAGUGCUUAUUGUGAAGAUAUCGAUGAAUGUGCCGAAGGCCGCCAUUAUUGCCGGGAAAACACUGUGUGUGUGAACACUCCUGGAUCUUUCAUGUGUAUCUGCCAAACUGGUUAUUUAAAAAUCGAUGACUACUCCUGCACAGAGCACAAUGAAUGUGCCACAAACCAACACAGCUGUGAUGAGAAUGCUUUGUGUUUUAACACUGUUGGGGGGCACAAUUGCAUCUGUCAGCCAGGAUACAUAGGGAACGGCACAGUCUGCAAAGCAUUUUGCAAGGAUGGAUGUAGAAAUGGAGGAACCUGCAUUGCCCCCAAUGUGUGCGCAUGUCCACAGGGCUUCACUGGGUCCAGCUGUGAGACAGAUAUUGAUGAGUGCUCUGAAGGUUUUGUUCAAUGUGACAGCCGUGCUAACUGCAUUAACCUGCCGGGCUGGUACCACUGUGAAUGCAGAGAUGGCUACCACGACAAUGGAAUGUUCUCUCUGGGUGGAGAGUCAUGUGAAGACAUUGAUGAAUGUGUUACGGGGAGGCACAGCUGCAGUAAUGACACCGUUUGCUUCAAUCUGGAUGGGGGUUUUGACUGCCGGUGUCCUCACGGAAGAAACUGCACAGGUGAUUGUGUACACGAAGGGAAAAUCAAACACAAUGGUCAGAUAUGGGUGUUGGACAGUGAUCGUUGCUCUGUCUGCUCUUGUCAGGUUGGCUUAGUGAUGUGCCGUCGCAUGGUUUGUGAUUGUGAAAACCCCACUGUUGACCUGUUCUGUUGUCCUGAAUGUGACCCAAGGCUCACCAGUCAAUGUCUGCAUCAAAGUGGAGAAAUCACAUAUAAAAGUGGAGACACUUGGGUGCAAAACUGUCAGCAAUGCAGAUGCUUGCAAGGAGAAGUUGACUGUUGGCCCUUGUCAUGCCCAGAUGUGGAGUGUGAAUUUAGCGCAGUCCCUGAGAGUGAGUGCUGCCCUCGCUGCAUCAGUGACCCUUGCCAAGCUGACAUCAUACGCAAUGACAUCACAAAGACUUGUGUAGAUGAAACAAAUGUGGUUCGCUUUACGGGUUCCUCUUGGAUUAAACAUGGUACAGAGUGCACCCUCUGUCAGUGCAAGAACGGUCACGUCUGUUGCUCAGUGGAUCCUCAGUGCCUUCAGGAGCUGUGAUUGGAAUUACUAACUCCACCGGAAGGUUUAUAGAAAAAUAAUGUUUUCACACUAAAAAAAAAAAAACUUACACCAAAAAUACAUAACAUUUAUAGAAUCAUAGAAAUUAAACAGUAUUUCCUAAACUAUCAAAAAGAUCAUUGUGCCCACAAUGAAUGGAAAACAAAAUAAAGCAAGAGAAGAAAUAAAACAUUCGAGCUAUGAGAAAUAUCGAAAAAAAAUUUAUUGUACUAAGGCCAAAUAUACAUCAGUUAUUGCUGAUCAUUUUGUGUACAAUACUCAACUGGAAUACAGAACGAUUAUUGGGCAGAUUUUUAAAAUCAUGAAAAUCAAUAAAUCAGUCAAAUGUUGUAAAAGUACUGUACCAGUUUUGGUUUGGGUAUAAAUUUAGCUCAAAGGGAAGUUGUCACCAAUUCAGAUUUUAUAUAGAUAUUGUAUAUACACUUCUAUACACUUGCAUAUAUACGAUUCAUAUCUCAUUGAAGCCAUUCUACCUUGCCUUGUAUCUGUGGUGGAAUAAAGACACAGCAUGGGACAGGGGGAGAUAAAUGUAUUUAUGUAUACGCACACAAACACACACAUAUACAUAAUACAUUUUAUACAUUAGAUAUUCAUACCCUUCUCAUCAUGUGAUAGUCAUCAAAAUAUAAUAAAUUACGAAUGAAUGCACUCUUCUUCCUAAACAAUAACAACAAUUAUUGCUGUCUCAAAUGUCACUGAUAUAAUUUGUCCAAAAUCUAAAAAGAAUAAUAAUUGAAAAUGAAAUUAAAUUAAAUUUCUUAGCUGUAGUUAAUUCUAUAUUACCUAUUGGUUACUACCACCGGUUUGUUCAUUUAGACAUUUUUCUAGCGGAGAGUCGUGGCAACUUGAGUACCAACCACAAAUAAAAUGCCAAAACAAUUGAAUUGCCAAAAAUGAUUCAGUAACUCAUCUGAAUUAAAAAAAAAUUCAGUUUGGAUAUUUCAGCCUACAUUUACCAAGCCAGUCACAACCAACAACCUGCUGUUUACUAAAUACAGAUUUUUUUUUCAUCAUUUUUAUGAAUUUUUAGUUUUCAAACAAUUUGGCAAACCUUUAAGCAGUAACAUCUAAAGAACCCCUAGUGUGCGUAUGUAUCAUCCAGCUACCCUGAAAGAACGAGACCUGACAAAGGACCAACUGGCAUUCAAAAACACAAAUUGGCUGCAGUGGUUUACGCUCCGUUGAGUUAAAGUAAACAAUUGAUAUUAACGUUUGAAUUCAUCGCUGUUACAUUUUUAUUUUUCACUGAUUUUUUUCUGAGCUAUUUUGUUACAUAUUGUAGAAAGUGUUUUGCAAAAAACAAAAAAAAUCUAAAUGAUAUCAAUGUGAUGUGUGUACAUUUAAUUCUUUGGUACACAUUCGAAACAAAACCAUUUAUUUAUGUCUUGGCAUGGUGCAGAAGUAAUGUUGGAAUCAAGGCCACCGUUUUCUCUUUUAUUGCAUUUUUAAGUUCAUGGUUGGAUUUGUUUAUGAUUGUAUUCUUGUGCAGAUUCAAAUAAAUGUUUCUCUUACAUACA